Ramularia collo-cygni is the source of this 975-nucleotide messenger RNA. RefSeq lists its product as uncharacterized. The coding region runs from base 1 to 975 and encodes 324 amino acids. The transcript is spliced from 5 exons. Lineage: Eukaryota; Fungi; Ascomycota; Dothideomycetes; Mycosphaerellales; Mycosphaerellaceae. The record is from RefSeq and is a predicted model, not a curated record. Gene Ontology annotation, molecular function: oxidoreductase activity.
AUGGGUUCCGUUGAACGUGAAGACUACGGCACCGUCCGCUUCACCGUACCAGACGAUUCAAUCACUGCGUAUGACCGAGCAAUCUACACGCUUCCCGCAAACGCAGACUACAGAGAUCAAAAGGUCAAGUUGCAUGACAUUCGCACCGCAACAGAUAUUCUGCCAGGUCUUGCAGGACUGGACAACCAGGGCUUCGCCUAUCACAAGCACAAGUCCGCUUUGUCGGGAGACGAAUGGCUGAAAGACGGAAAUGUUGAAGAGAUCUACACCAAAGAGUUGAGAGACUUGAUCAUGAAGGUGACGGGUGCAAGGGAUGCAUUUGUCUACUGUGUUGCCUUCCGUCGAAGAGCUCCUGUGGAUAUAGGUGUCGGUAAAGUCGAGUUGCGUGGUGGGGAACUGGACCAGGUCAUGCAAUGCGUGCCUCGUGAUAAGUGCUUGAUCUCGGGAAGAGAUGCGUACUCCACGGAACCUUCGCGUCAAGUACACAUUGACAUCUCACUCAACGGUCUCUUGGAGACUUUUCGAUCCUGCCGGAAAGACAUAACGAAGAAAGCUCAGCACAUUAUUGACGCAGUAGACAAGGGCGAACCGGUCCCCCGUUACGCAGCAUUCAGCAUCUGGCGUCCACUCAAACCCGUGAAACGGGACCCCGUCGUGGUGUGUGACACACGAACCAACGAUCCCAAAGAAAUAGUACCAGUCGAGUUCCGUGCUCUCAGUGAGUUCGAAGACUCGUCCACCUAUACUAUGGAAGCUCUCAUGGGAUUGCCGCCAAAGCACCCAGAGAGGCAAAAAUGGUAUUACAUUUCAGAGCAGAACCCCGACGAGGUGCUCAUCAUCAAGUUCGCCGACUCCGCUGCCGGUGAAGAUACUGGUGUGGCUCCUGGUGCUUUGCAUACCUCGGCAAUUCUGGAGGGAACAGAAGAUGAAGAAGUGCGGGAGAGCGCGGAGGCGCGAGUCUUUGUGUUCUGGUGA